Molecule: messenger RNA, 921 nt
Organism: Nerophis lumbriciformis (worm pipefish)
Lineage: Eukaryota; Metazoa; Chordata; Actinopteri; Syngnathiformes; Syngnathidae
Gene: ssr2
Product: signal sequence receptor, beta
Cellular component (GO): endoplasmic reticulum; membrane
Source: RefSeq, a predicted model, not a curated record
GGUACACGUCAUGUCAACUGGAGUUGUUAUCCUCUGCGCCUGCGCGUCGCCAACUCCUUUGCUGUUUAGGACUGGAAGAGACUACAGACGACCAUGAAGACGCUGCACGUCUUGUUGCUUCUGGCCCUGCUCGCCUUGGGCUCUGGAGAAGAAGGAGCCCGUUUGCUGGCGUCCAAAUCCCUGCUCAACCGUUAUGCCGUGGAGGGUCGUGACCUGACCCUGCAAUAUAACAUCUACAACGUGGGCUCCAGUGCCGCCCUGGAGGUAGAGCUGUCGGACGAUUCCUUCCCUCCUGAGGACUUUGGAAUCGUUUCGGGAAUGCUGAACGUGAAAUGGGACAGGAUUGCGCCAGCCAGCAACGUGUCUCACACCGUUGUGUUGCGACCCCUAAAGGCCGGCUACUUUAACUUCACCUCUGCCUCCGUCAGCUACCUCGCUCAGGAGGGCGGACAAGUUGUGGUUGGCUACACCAGUGCCCCCGGUCAAGGCGGCAUCCUCGCUCAAAGGGAGUUCGAUCGUCGCUUUUCCCCGCAUUAUUUGGACUGGGCCGCCUUCGGUGUGAUGACGCUGCCCUCCAUCGGCAUCCCGCUCCUCCUCUGGUACUCCAGCAAGAGGAAGUACGACUCUCCAAAGGCGAAGAAGAACUGAGAGGACCGGGCGAGAUGAGGGGGAGGGCAGAUCUAUAAAGGGUUAAUAAACCGGGCGCAGGAUCUUUGAGAAGCUUAAUAACCCAUAUUGGGGGUGAAAGGUGAACGCAAAAGUACAGCGACCGUUUUGUGUAAUUUGAUCAAGCAAGUGGAUGACGUCAUGUGGAGGCGAACAAUUACAGUGUCAGGUAUUUACUAUAACUGUAAUGUAUUUUUUUGAAGUUAUUGGACUUCAAUAUUAAUAAAAACGAGAUGUUUUUUUUUAACAAAAAAA